Molecule: messenger RNA, 4413 nt
Organism: Python bivittatus (Burmese python)
Lineage: Eukaryota; Metazoa; Chordata; Lepidosauria; Squamata; Pythonidae
Gene: ETV1
Product: ETS variant transcription factor 1
Biological process (GO): cell differentiation; regulation of transcription by RNA polymerase II
Cellular component (GO): nucleus
Molecular function (GO): DNA-binding transcription factor activity, RNA polymerase II-specific; sequence-specific DNA binding
Source: RefSeq, a predicted model, not a curated record
GGGGAAGUGCUGGGAGAAAUAAUUAAUGGUCUUAUUAAAUUUGUAGGGACUUUUUGUUUUGGUGCGUGCGUGCGCGCGCGCGCGCAUCCGAUCGUCUUUGCUGUACCUUCAGGGUCUUUGGAGGCUGCAUCUGGAGGAACUCUCUUUUAAAUCCAAUGUCCAGAAAAUAAUAAUAAUAAAAAUACUCCGCUAAAGUCAUCAGAAUGGAUGGAUUUUAUGACCAGCAAGUGCCUUACAUGGUCACCAAUAAUCUCUGUGGGAGAAAUUGUAAUGAGCGACCAGCAAAUGUCAGGAAAAGAAAAUUCAUUAACAGAGAUCUGGCUCAUGACUCAGAAGAACUGUUUCAAGAUCUAAGCCAAUUACAGGAAACAUGGCUUGCAGAAGCUCAGGUACCUGACAAUGAUGAGCAGUUUGUACCAGACUACCAGACUGAGAGUUUGGCUUUUCAUGGUCUUUCAGUGAAAAUCAAGAAAGAACCCCACAGUCCAUGUUCUGAACUCAGCUCGGCGUGUAGUCAAGAACAACCAUUCAAAUUCAGUUAUGGAGAAAAGUGCCUGUACAAUGUCAGUGCCUAUGAUCAGAAGCCACAAGUGGGAAUGAGGACCUCUAACCCACCAACUCCAUCAAGCACUCCAGUUUCACCACUGCAUCAUGCAUCUUCAAACUCGGUUCAGAGUUCUAAACCUGACCGGGUUUUUCCUGCUCACCUGCCUCCAUCCCAGCCCAUCCCAGACAACAGCUUCCCUAUGGAUCACAGAUUUCGCCGUCAGCUCUCAGAACCUUGUAAUUCGUUUCCUCCUCUGCCUGCCAUGCCGCGGGAAGGACGUCCGAUGUACCAACGCCAGAUGUCUGAGCCAAACAUCCCUUUCCCACCUCAAGGGUUUAAGCAGGAGUACCAUGAUCCAGUGUAUGAACACAGUGCCAUGGUGGGCAAUUCAAUCAAUCAAAGCUUUCCCCCUCCUCUGAUGAUUAAACAAGAACCUAGAGAUUUUGCAUACGAUUCAGAAGUGCCUAGUUGCCAUUCCAUUUACAUGAGGCAAGAAGGCUUCCUUGCUCACCCAAACAGAACAGAAGGUUGUAUGUAUGAAAAGGGACCGAGACAGUUUUACGAUGAUACCUGUGUUGUUCCAGAGAAGUUUGAUGGUGACAUUAAACAGGAGCCAGGAAUGUACCGUGAAGGCCCCACAUACCAGCGGCGUGGUUCCCUUCAGCUGUGGCAGUUUUUGGUAGCCCUUCUUGAUGAUCCAUCAAACUCUCACUUCAUUGCUUGGACUGGCCGAGGCAUGGAGUUCAAGCUGAUUGAACCAGAAGAGGUGGCACGUCGCUGGGGGAUUCAAAAAAACAGACCAGCCAUGAACUAUGAUAAACUUAGCCGUUCACUUCGCUAUUACUAUGAGAAGGGAAUCAUGCAAAAGGUUGCUGGAGAGAGAUACGUGUACAAGUUUGUUUGUGACCCUGAAGCCCUCUUCUCCAUGGCCUUUCCGGAUAACCAGCGUCCCCUGCUGAAAACUGACGUGGAACGUCAUAUCAAUGAAGAGGACACUGUCCCUCUGUCCCACUUUGAUGAGAGCAUGGUCUACAUGCAAGAAGGAGGCUGCUGUAAUACCCACCCUUAUAAUGAAGGCUAUGUAUAUUAACUGGAGUGACAGUAAAGAAGCCCCUUCCUCAUCCCAAGCUUCUCCUCUUUCAUGAGACCAAGAGAAAAGCUGAACUCCCUUCAGUUGGUUUUAUAAGAAAAAGAAUAAUAAUAAUAAUAAAUGUAAAAAGAAUAAAAUAGUACUAUAAAGGGGCUUCUCCUGUUGUAUUACUCCUGUAGUCUGACAUGGACAGUGCACUUUAUUUGAAAGGGGAAGUUUAGAAUCUAAUAGUUUAUUCUUUGGGACAAAAAGACAAGGGUGGAAAAUACAGGUUUUAAGUACAACAAAGCUGUAUCAUGUCUGUUUUUUGUUUCUUACUUGGUUAAAAAUAAUGUACAUGUUCUCUAAGUAUCCAUAGUACAGUUAAUUCUAGAUGUAAUCAAUAACCAUUUGUAUACUACUUGGGGAAUUAUCUGUCCUGACACUCUCCCUUCUCUCCCGUUUUCACUACAGUCUAGCCAUUUUUUUCCUCUUUUUUAUUUUGAGACAGACAUUAUUUACCUCUUACAAAGACUGAACUUGCGCAUUCAGAAUGUGUGCUCUACCACUGAGCUAGGGACCAAUAAUAGAUGCUGGAUUUGAGAAGAACUAGGACCAGAUUUUUGAUUUUGUUCCUUAAAAGAUAGGAUUUAUUUUUAUUUUACCCCUUAAAAACAUUCUUACGUGUCUUACACGCUGCCUUGAUUCUGUUCAUGAGUCAUUAAGGAAGGCAUUCACUGUGGGCCGAAGAGCACAGAUCCUGGUUUGUGAGUGUAAAUUGCAGGUUUAUAGCUUAGCUUCUGGUAUCUGGUGCCAUCUUGUUAUGCAAGUACAACCCAUUUAAUCAUUUUCAACCUUUCAGUGUCCACCCGAGUGUAGUAAUUACUUGUACUGAACCAUUCUGCAUAUUCUUUUAACUUUAAGUACAGGACUGUGAUCACAAAGGGUAAGACAGAAUGCUGUCCUUCCACUUUCUUUGAUCCAUAAAUAAGUUAUUUAAUCAAUAUGAAUUAACUGUACUAGUUCUCAUAUCUCAUUAUGCUGUUUCAAACCACAGCAGUUUCUCCUUGAGCAAAAUAUCCAAUACACAAAUAGGUACUUUAGUAAUUUUUAGACACGGUACCCAUUAAUAUGCAUUUAAGCCUUUAUACUGCUGUGUUAUGUUGAUAAGCAUAUAUACAUACUAGCUAAUGCUAUUGCUUCUGCUGCUGUCUUUAUUCCUGUAAUACUCUCUUUGCUGAAUUUACUAUGCUCAUUUAUAAGCAUUGCUGUAACUACAGGUAGCAUUCAGGACAAAAUAGAUGACUUGAACCUUUUACUGCUUAGAAAAAUAGCUUAUGCCAUAGCUGUGCUGUAAGCAGCUUUUAUGCGCAUUGAGACAUGGAUAGGAGGCUCCAGCUUGCUAAAGAGGAGCUCUGCUGAAACUUUUAUAACGCUCCAUGGAGCAGAGACUUAUCCAUAAUAUCAAAAAUACAGUUUUUUGUUUUUGUUUUUGUUUUUUUGGGCUGUAUAACGUUGUAGUGCUGGCACUGAUGCUUAUCAAUUUUGUUAGGGACACUAAUUGUAAAUGUGAUCAGGUAUGUUUGGCAAACCCUUUAAAAGUUGCUUUUAAUUUGGGGGAAAGGCAAUGUUGAAAGGAAGACAAAGACCUUAUUCUACAGAUAAAUGUAAAAGAAUAAUUUAAUAUUUAAGAAGUCCUUUCCUUCUAUGUUAACUUUUUGCAUUAGAACGGGAAAUAGGAAGCAUAUUUGAACAGAGGAGUUUGAAGAGUGGCUUUUCAAACCAGUUCUCUUCCCAACAUCCCAUCCCAGUACUCACACACAUGCUUUGCCCAGAAGCCAUCAACUCUGAAAGAGAGAAAGGGGGGAUAGGAGUCCAUAAUCAUUAGCUACAAAAAUAAUGUUUCAUUGUAAAUGACAUGAUAUCAGAGAUGCCUGGAUGUGGUGAUUUACUUUGCACUCAGUGUUGGUCAGGAACCCUGUAAAGCUAUCAAUGAUUUAUAAUGCAAUUCAUUUCAAAAUGAGUAUUAACCACUAUAAACCACAGUUCUAACAAAGCACAUUGGGUAUGCAUCUAUUUCACCCUAAAAGCAUUAAGAGAGUUUCAUGUGUGCAUGUUAAAAACUCCAUGGCAUGUUAACCUUACAGAAAUCUCUGCAAAACGCCCUUUGCCUUAUCCCUGCUGCUGCCCAAUGGCAUCAUUUCUCUAGCUGGCUAAAGAAUUUGUUUUUUGAAAACCACCAUUAGGGUAGAAUCAAUGGUUUUAACCAUUAUGCCUUGACCUCCCCUAGACUUCCUGCUUCACCUGACCUAAAAAUGGGAGGUUAGCAUGUUGCAGAGUGCCAGCUUCCAGCAUAAUCUUUGUCUUCAAUCGCAGUUCUGCUUUUAUUAAAAAAUAAAAUAAAUUAAAAAAAAAAACAGGUGGGGAAUGUCCACUUGCCCAGGAAAAAUAUACAUAGCUAAAUGAGGUGGUAGAAGUCCUGGGAGUCUAAACCUAUUUGCCUUCUGGUAGAUCAGUGAUUUCUGUCUGGCUGCAUCCACCAUGGCAGCCAUUUUGUGAAUAGGCAUGCUUUCCCAUGACAGUCCUUUUCUGAAUGAGGCACUUAAAAUUCCAAAUGUGUCCCCUAGUCUAACAACAUGGGUGUCUUUGGCUGGGGUCAAAAUCUGUAAAGUGGCAGGCGCAGCAUCAGAACUGAAGCCCCACCUCUUAUGUAUGUGUGUGCAACAUUGGUACAGGUACAAAAGGGUGGGGCUUUGAUCGUGAUGCCACACCAGCCAUCUUACCGAUUUCGACCCCC